This is a messenger RNA of Hydra vulgaris (swiftwater hydra), 2210 nucleotides long. RefSeq names its product centrosomal protein of 83 kDa-like. Lineage: Eukaryota; Metazoa; Cnidaria; Hydrozoa; Anthoathecata; Hydridae. Gene Ontology annotation, cellular component: centriole; ciliary transition fiber; centrosome. The record is from RefSeq and is a predicted model, not a curated record. Gene Ontology annotation, biological process: establishment of centrosome localization; cilium assembly.
AUCGAUUUGAUGUUAGAUGAAACAACAAAAAAUAAUGAAACUCAAACUCCUUUGUCUUUUUGUGAUCUUGUUGAUUCAUUUAUUACAGAGGAGUACUUGAAUGUUCCAUCAUUUGUGAGCAAACCUAAGAGUUUUAUUGGAAUAGUAUCUUAAAAAUAGUACUCAUAUAAUGGCUACCUCUAGUGGGAAUACUCAUGCGGAAACAUUACUAAAAUUGGAAAGACUCAAUCAACUAGAAACAAUCACUGCUGAACAACGGAUUCGUAUUGAAAAAUAUCGUACAAUGUAUGAAACAGUUAAAGCUGAUCAUGACUAUCUAGAAGAAGAAAAAAAACGCCAAGCUUAUGAAAUAAACUCUCUUAAAGAUGAAAUGAAAAUGCUUGAAUCACGCUGUCAAGAGCUAGUUGCAUUAGCAAGAAAUGAGCUGAAUGCAAAAAUAGAAGAAUGUGAAGAAUUAAAAAUAAAGAUUUUUACACCCCAAAAAAUAGAAAUUUUGAAAAUAAAGUUACAAGAAGAAGUUGAAGCUCCAUACAGACAGAAACUAGAAUCUAUGGAGGUAGAAGUUAGUAGAUAUCGAAAUGAGUUUAAUCGCUUGCGAUAUGAUUAUUCCUUUUUAAAAUCAGAAUAUGAACAUGAACUGUCUCAAAAGAAGAACCUAUCAGAUGAGCUGCAUGCUAAAUUUAACUUUGAGAAAGACAGUCUUCAAAAACAAGUAUUGUCACUUACUGAGCAGCUCAACAAUCAAGAUCCUGGUGAUAGACAUAAACUUAGAACAUUACAAAAAGAAAACACCCAGCUAAGUCUUCGGUUGAAAAGCGUUUUAUCAGAGAUAGAAGAACUUCGGGAUAAAAGAGAAACUUCAAAUUUACAACUAGAUCAAGCCUCAAGAUUACAAGCAAGACAGAUUUCUGAAUUGGCAAUGAAAUGCAAAUCACUUGAAGGAGAACUUGAAACAAGUAAACAACAGCAGGAAAGAUUACAAAAAGAGCUUAGUAAACAUUUAUAUGAGCAGGACACCCUAAAUGCAGAACUACAUCAGUCAGAAAAAGAAAUUAUGCAGUUAAAAAAUCAAAUAGAAGAACUUACUCAUGCUCACAAAAUGGAAAUUAAUAAUGCAAAGCUUAAUUUCAUGAAUGCCCAAAGUAAUCUUGAGCGAGAAAAAGAUAGUUUACAGAUGGAUUAUAACUCAUCUAAGUCAAAAUUGAAGAUCCUUGAGUUAAAUCUAGAAGAAUUAAAGAAAGCAUUAGAAGAAAAGGAAGCUGAAGUUAUAAAACGAGUCCAAAAAGUAAAAGAAGAAGAAUGGGAUAAAAUUAAUAAACUAGAAAAUUCAAAAGCUCAGCUUGAAUCACAAAUUACAUUACUUGAGCAACAAAAAUUAGAUGCAAGUGCAAUGUUUAAAACACAAAUUGAACAGCUUGAACAACACUUAAAAGCAGAAAAAGAAUGCAGUGAGCGUGCUGAGAGAGAAUCUGUCAAUCAAAAGAAUCUACUUACACAAGAAAAACAUCAUUUUAGAAAUGUUGAACAGGAAAAUGAAAAAUUGUUAGAUAUAAAACAAAAAUACCAAAAACUAAAAAUUUCUUACGAUGAGUUGUUAAGAAUAGAACAAGAGGAAAAAACUGAAAUCGAAAAGCAUUUACAAACAAUAAGCUUAGUUCGAAAGGAAUUAGAUUUUAGUCAAAAAGAUUUACAAAAGCAACAAGAAAGUUAUUUGCAAGCAACCAAUAAAAUGAAAUCUUGUUUUAAUGAGGAGCAAAAGAGGCUAUCAGAAAAAUACACAGAAGAACACAAGAUGCAUAAAGAAUUAAAAAAGAAGUUUGAAAAAAUCUAUAAAGUUUCAAAAAAAAGAAUGAAAAAACUAAAAUUGGAAAAUGCUACGUUGCAAGAGCAGCUUCAAAUACUUAAAACAAAGGAGGAUCAUUGUGAACUUGAAAAAGAAGCAUUAAAAAAAAGUAUGGACCUUGAGCAACAGCGAAUGCGCAGAAGAUUUGAAAAGUUUCGUCAAAGACAGCAUCAGUUUUCUCAUGUGCUGAAUUCAUCAAAUUUUAAUAUACCUGAUUUUACAUCAUCACCUAAAUUAUGGAAUAAUUUAGCAAAUUUUACUACUCCACGUAAAACAAACAUUCCACAGUUAGCUGAAAUUUUUGAAACAAUUAGUGUUAGUAAUGAGAAUGGAACUUAAGUAUGAUGUCCAUUGAGCAUUUUAUUGA